UCGGUUCAGAAGGUGUUCGAUGUUGGACGUGUGCGCUUGAUCGGGACACAACGCUUGGCAGUAGUAACUUAUUGAUCUCAACGGUGCUUUGUCGUUUUUCUCUUGGCUGUCACGUAUACGUACAGUCGGUUCUUCAGAGUGUGAGUGAUCGCUGGCUGACCGCGCCUUAAACGCGUCGAGCGUUGCUUCUGAAAAGUCUGUUUAAUAAUCACCAAACUGCCAUGGCGAAUGUGUAAUAAAACCCCUAGCGAAGUAAUUAAUUAAAGGAAAAGCAAACCAAACUUAACAACAACGAAAAGUGAUCCGAAAACAAUGCACAAAUGAAGCUGCAACGUCAUAAAAGCCACUGCCAACGAAAAAGCCAGCCCCACAGGGAUCCAAAAUGGGCCAGCAUAUGUUUAUGGGCGGUCGUAGCGCUGAUUUCCUCGACCCACUUGGCGCGGGGCCAGGAAGGUCCCCAAGCCGUCGACUCCAAGGAGGUGGAACUGCUGCAGGAUAAUGACAUCGAGUUCGCCAGUCUCGAUGGCGCCACCCAGAUACUGCCAGCUACCCGACAUUCUGGCGCAGACGUCACGGUGGCGCCGCAGAGCUCCACCUCCCCGCUGACGUCAUCGGCCUCAUACACCGAGCUGCAAGGCGGGGAAAUCCUCAGCGACCGAAUCCUGCGGCGCAGCGAGAGUCCUUACCUGGCGCGCGAGGACCUCGAGGUGCUGCGAGGCGCCCGACUGACCAUCGAACCGGGCGUCACCAUCGAGUUCGCCCCCACCAAAGGCCUCAAAGUCAGCGGCGUCCUGCAGGCGGUGGGCACACCCACUUCCAGAAUUGUGCUAAAAUCCCAGAGUAACACGGCCAACUACAAGUUGGAGCUGCCCGACGACCAGGAGAAGGGCAUUCGCCUAGUGGAUGGACCCACUCCAGUGGAGGGAAGACUGCAGCUCUUCCACAAGGGAGCUUGGCGAUCCGUGUGCUCCAACUCCAGAAAUUGGACACUGGCGGAUUAUGGAGUGGCCUGCAAGCAGCUGGGCUUCAGGGGCGGUCGGUUCUGGAACUGGGUGGAACGAACCGCAGGGUACUACCCCCGGCUCCUUUACGAACAGCCCAAGUGCAAGGGUGGCGAGAGCAAUCUCCAGGAUUGCGCUUGGACCUCCCGCCAAAUGGGAGCCGGUGCCUGUGAUUACCACAAUGAUCUGGGUAUCCAAUGUCUGCCCGUACAUUCCGAAACUCUGGGCCACUGGCGAGGCAUAUAUUUCGACAACGCCCCAUCCACGAAGGCCCUGGGCAGAGACAACAUAGUUUAUGCGGCCCAGUCGGAGUCCCGGUUGAAAUACGUGGACAUCAUAAGGGCAGGAAACGGCGCGGGAUUCAGUGCCAAGUCGGCAGUGGAAGUCCAGGGACUACCUCCCCAGAUGGAGCAUGUGGUGAUCAGCCACUCGGCCUACACGGGAUUUAACAGCACGCGGCCCUCGGCCGGAUUCCAGUUGCAAAAUGUCACGGUUAGGAAAUGCAAUGGCAUCGGAGUCUUCGUCAACUCGAGUCAGGGGGCAGUGCAAAUGGACGGCUGCUCCAUAGUGGAUAAUGCCGGAGACGGGGUCAAGUACGUGGGGCACGACUUGAGGGGAACGGAGCGGAAGGAUCGCGCCAGCAUCUAUGACUUCUGCACCUUACCCACCACGUCGGGCCAGACCUACCCCAUCUCGCUGUCGUUCACCCAGAAGUAUUACGCGGGAUCUGGCAAGGAGUGCGGCAAGUACUUCUUCACCAGACCGGGCUACCUACUGACCCUGCACUUCGAGAAUUUCGUUCUGAUGCAGAACGAAACGGCCACCGUGGAAAUCUACGAUGGGGCCUCCACAAACGACCGCUUGCUGUUCGAAUGGAAGGCCAGGAACUUCACGAGACCCCAAAGUGUCACCUCGACGAGGGAGAAAAUGUUUGUGAGGAUCCGGGCGGAUGCCAGGCAGGAGCUGAAUGGCUUCUUCCGCAUGACUUCCGGUGAUUCGGUGGCCUAUGACCUCAGGGUGUCCCAGUCCACCGUGGAGGACAACGGAGGUCGCGGCGUGGCCAUUGAUAACAUAAGAUCCAAGCUCCAUGUGCACGGUAGCUCCGUCUCCGGAAAUGGUCAUGUGGCCGGGGUUCAUGUGACGAGUGGAGCCGGGGAUGUCAACAUCACCAGCUCCAACAUAAGUUUCAACAACGGCGCAGGCGUGAACAUCACCUAUUACGGCGGCAACCGAAACAUCUCCAGGUCAGCUUUGACUGCCAACAAAGGAUAUGGCGUAGCCACCUGGCUGAACCAGACAGCCGACGUGGACCGAAUGGAGUACAUUCCCUUCAACCAAACCAGCGUGGUGGAGUACUCACAGAUCGGUGGAAAUCUGGAGACUGGAGUGUUCCACGGCAACUUCUGCCGACCCAUUUGGGUGAACAUCACAGGAAACAGUUUCAACGGCAGCCAGCAGAACGAUAUAUUCAUUGAAUCCUGCUACCAGGCCACCGCCAAUGGACGCCCCAACAUGCAGCUCCAGCUGGGACACAAUCAGUUCAAGUACUCCCAGGCCAACUCCAUUCACCUAAGCCCGGCCUUGAAUCUCCAGGGCAGGAUUGAGUACAACAUGUUCCGCUAUGGCUCCUAUGGCUGCUUGUUCAUCAACAACGACUAUAUAUACCCCGAGUUUAACUACUUCCCCGUGAAGCUGAUCAUACAGAGCAACUACUUCAUGAGGAACAGUGGAGUGCACGUGGUUUCCCUGGCCCUAUCGCCCUACAGUAGAGCCGAAGUGCAGUACAUACUAUUUACGCGGAACUUUGUGAGGGGCAACAACAUCACCGAAGCCUUUGGUCCUUUGAUAGCUGGCUCCGAGGGAAGUGAUGGCGCCGGUCGCCUCAAUCCCAGAUCCCGAGUGGCAGCACCCGUGGUCGUGGGCUCGAGCAACGUAGAUAUCUUCCGGAACAUCCUGCACAAUCUGGACUCCAUGUACGAAAUCGGCUCCCAACUCACCGACCAGAGUAAGAUUAUCAACGCCACUUGCAACUGGCUGGGCCACACGGAUGAGAACAAGAUCUACGCCCGGCUGUUCCACCGCAACGAUCGUUACAAUCUGGCCAAGAUUAGCUACAUACCGUACCUACUGCACAGCUCGAACCCUGGUUCCACAGCCAUGAUCACGGUUUCCACGGUGGUUCCCCGGUUUUUCCACGAGGGGAGUGAUGUCAUUGGUGGCGAAGUGGAUGGCCAGGACAUGGUUCCGGCUGGAACGUACACGGUUACUAAGGACAUCAAUAUCAGACCCGGUGGCAAGCUCAUACUCCAGCCCGGCACCACGCUCAAAUUCGAGCCCAGCGUGGGAAUGAUGGUGGCGGGAAAGUUGGAAGCCAGGGGACGCCGACCCGAUGAUAUACUGUUCACCCUGAAACGAGAAACGAUCAUUGGCGAGCAUAAUGACACGGAGACCAUCGACUUGGACAGCGAAACGGAGGCCAUAGACAUGGAAACGGAGGCAAUACCCUCGGAUGGAGUGCCCCGAGUUCCGGUGCGACUGGUUGGUGGGGCGGGUGCCAAUGAGGGAAGACUCCAGGUGUAUCUAAAGGGACGAUGGGGUACUGUUUGCGACUACGGCUGGAAUGUCCUGAAUGCGGCCUUGGUGUGCCACCAACUAGGCUACUCCCUGAACCCCCAGGACUGGCGAUUACUCCGCUCGCAGCUACCAAAUGCCGGCACCUCCGAGGACAUUUUGGUGGCCAAUGUCAGGUGCACGCUGCAGGAUCGCGAUGUCACCAAGUGCAGGGCUGAGUACGAGUUCGAAAACACCUGCAGUCAUGAGAACGACGUAGGUCUCCGGUGCUACGAGGGUGCCUGGGCCGGUGUGCGGUUCAGCAUGUUGGCCGAAAGAGCUGAUCUGCAAUACGUAACCGUGGAGAAGGCCGGGCUCUUUGACUACACCACCAAUGCCUUCAAGCCCGCCGUCCAAAUGGAUCACGCGCGGCACAACCUGGAAAACGUGAGAGUAGUGAACAACCUGCAAGAUGGCUUGGGCAUUGUGUACUCCGAUAUCUAUGCCGGAAAGUCCGUGAAUAACAUCAAGAACUCGGAGUUCUCCGGCAAUAGAGGUAGUGGCAUUAGCCUCAAGCAACUGGACUUUAGGAUCUCGGGAUCGAUCAUCAAGGACAACAAGGGCAGUGGCAUUUCGCACGACGCCGUGAUCUCCGCCUUGGAUCAAAAGGAAAUCGGCGGAUGGUUCAACAUGGCCACAGACUUUAACUCCUUUGACACCGACUACGAUCCCUAUAUUUUGCCACAUGAAAUAAGCAAUAUAGAUCUGGGAACCUUUGAGCACAAGUACAUACGGACUGAAGAGAUCCUCGGCCAAACUAUCAACAGGAAAAUAGUGGUUCAGUGUCCAGCUGGCUAUGUCAUAGGUAUUCAGCUCCUGAAUCCCAUUCACAACCUGUCCACGGAAAGCAUAAACAUCCUGAAUGCCAGGACAGAAAACAUAAGGAGUGACCUGUGGCAAGUCAAGAGGGAUUUAAAUGUGUUCCCGGUCACCAGCAGCAGUUAUGGCAUUAUCAUUUACUACGAAAGCGGCUUGCAGGCCUUAGGAGGAGCUGUUCUCAUGCUGAGUACAGUCACCGCUCCAGUUCAAAACAUAAGGAACCGCAUAGUCAGCGGAGCAGUGCCCACACUGACGAUCCGAUCAACGAAGAUACAAAAGAAUCUGCGAGGUAUAACGGGCAUCUAUUACAAUCGCUACCUAGGCGACAACGGGGAGUACUACUUGAGGAAAGCCAACGAAUCAAUCAAGUUGAUCAACUCCGAGUUGAGCUACAACGAAAGAGAAGCUGUACUUAUAAGGUCGCCGUUCUGGGACGUGAUCUCCAGUAAUUUGUCAGAGACAACCCUGCACAUCAACAGUUCGCUGAUCACCCAAAAUGGCCAUGGAAUACGGCAAAUGUCAAAGGAUCUGCGCUCAUCCAACAAUCUGUUCCACUACGUUAUUCAGGACACCACGGUGGAGCAGAACACUCAUGGUGGUUUCCAGGUGGCUUUACCGUAUGUCUGGCAAUACAACGAGAACUUUACGCACUCCAUUUACUUUGGCAACAGCACCUGGCAGAGGAAUCGCGACUUCCGCAUUUCCGUUUCCGGCCACUAUACGGUUUUCAAUAUAACCUCCAACGUCUUUAGGGAGAAUAAUUGUCCUGGAGCUCUGAUAGCUCUCGACGGCAUGGAAAAGCGACUGCGCUUCGACAACAACCGCUUCGAGUCGAAUAAUGCCAAGUUUGUGCUGCUCUUCAAUGCGGACUCCCUCAGCGAAAUCAUCGGCCAAGUACCCGCCAGUAUUGAAUUCAACAGUUUCAAGGGAAAUAAUAUUGUCACCAUGACGGCAAACUACCGAAACCACUACAUGAAAGCUGCGAGGAGAAUAAAGAAGCAACACAAACUGCCUACCGCAGUGAUCCGAUUGGAUGGUGUCCAGAAUGUCCGGCUGUACCGCAAUUUGAUAUCCGAUAACGAAAUGGACUACAACCUGGUGGCAGGUGUGAGAUCGGCCCGAUUGAAUAACUACUUUGAGGCCAGGGAGAAUUGGUGGGGCACCAAGGACACCGCCUUCAUAGAGGCCAAGAUCUUCGACUUCGACAAUUGGAACGACCACGCGGAUGUCAUAUACCAACCUUUCCUCAUCGAAGACAGCUACGAUGCCAGUGUUUCGGUGGUGGUGCCCUUCAACCAGGACCAGGAGAUAGAUCUGUCCACCUAUAGAGGUGGCCGGGUGUACAAGGACUUGGCAUUGACGAAGCAGAGCACUCCCUACUAUAUACACUCUGACAUCACGGUGAUGCCCGGCAAAACGUUGACCAUCAACCACGGGGUCACCAUGGAGUUCGAGCCGAACGUGGGCAUACUGGUGUUGGGCACCCUGGUGGCCAUCGGGUAUAAGGAGUCGCCCAUCGUGAUGAGACCCUUUAGAAAUGCCACACGGGAGUCGCUGACUGAUGCUCAGCCUAAGAAGCGUGCUCUGGAGGACAUGAGUGCUCCUCUGACGGAGUUCGACUCGAUAAGGCUGUGCACCAGUGCCAAUAACUGCACGGGCGAUGCCGACGGAAUGUUUGGACUGAACGAGGGAUUCCUGGAGUACUUCAACCACACCACGCUCCAGUGGGUGCCCAUUUGCGAUAGCAGAUUCACGGAGCGAAAUGCCCAGGUGGUGUGCCGCGAACUGGGCUAUGACCCGCUGAAUGUUUACUAUGGCCACGACCGCAGGAUAGAGUUCCACACGAACUCCCUGACCCGAAUUUGGUCUUGGGUUCAGCCACUGGAGUGCCGGGGUGACGAGGAGAGAAUGGAGGACUGUGCCGAGCGGUUGAAUGGCCAACUCUAUGGGCAUCGCCACGAAUGCCGCUGGGACGACGUCUUCGUGUUUGUCAGCUGCAACAGCAUCGCCGACGAUGAGGUCUAUUGGGGUGGCAUUCGGUUCGCCAACUCCAAGUUCGAGGAAAUCCAGUACGAGCAUCGUUUGCAUAACACAAGGUCGCACGCCAGGCUGCCUCUGAGGGAAAGUCAGCUGGAGUAUGUGCGGAUUGAGCAGGCUGGCAUCCUGCACAACCACAAGGCGGCUGCCAUUCAAGCCAUUCACAAGAACCCGUCCAUAACGUCGGUGAGCAUUGAGAACUCGGCCAACCAUGGCAUAAACAUGAUAGCGCCCAGUGGCAAACUGAACCUGAACCACCUGAGCAUCAACAAAACACUGGGCACCGGGAUCAGCAUCGUGUCUUUGAGUGGCGAGGGCCGCGACAGCGAUGAGUCCAGUUUUUCGCCCCUGAAGAAAUUGGAUCUUCCGUACAAACUCUUCUCGCUGGUGGACAUUUGCGAUCCCCAGAAGGUGCUGACCAUCGAAGAGCGCAUGCUGAUCUACUACAAGUACGACAACAACCCCGUGAACUGUGUGAAGAUCUUCACCUCCGCUUUCCGCGCUAAGCCCAUUGGCUUCCGGUUGCUGCAGUCAAAUCUCUUCAAUCACUCCAAGCUGUACGGCAGAACCGACUUCAUAAAGCUCUACGACGGUGACAUCUACAACGUGACUGCCACCUACUUGGGUAAAAUCGAAUCUGACACGGACAAUCAAAGGUCGUUCUUCAAGACCAAGGGCCCAACGAUGAGUCUUCAGCUGGUGGCCAGUGGUGCUCCCGAAACUCAUGGUUUCAUAGCAGAGGUCGUCACGGUGCCCAUUUCCACAUUGGGCCAGUAUCGCGAUGCUUUGCACAACAUCACGGACUCCCAUAUCUCUGGCGCGAUGAAGGGGGCGGUAGCCUAUUCUUCUGCGGGUGAGGUCACGCCCACGCUGACCCUGAUAGGCAAUAGGAUAGAGAGGAAUUGCCGGCAACUGUAUGGCAACUUUUCCACCUGCACGUCGGCCUUGAAUUUGGAUGUGCAGAACAUGAACUCAUUGUACUUUAUGAACAACCUGAUCACAGAAAACCAAGGAGGCUUGAAGAUUCGAGCUGAUUCUCGGGGCUCUGCAACCUCACUUCGGGGCUUCGUGCACCACAAUCUCUUCAUGAGGAACCGCAACCGCCCCGCUCUCUACGUGGAAGGACGCCAGUCCUCGCCGUACCAGGAAGUGGAACUCUAUCGCAAUUACUUUGCCCAGAACAUGGCUGGCUACGAGGACGUGAUAAGACUAUGUCAGGUGGUAUCCAACUUCAGCUAUAACUACGUGCACAGCAAUGUGGGCGGCAGAAUCAUGGAGGUUUCCGGCUUCGAAAAGGUGCGGCUGCAGAUCUAUCAGACCACGGCUCACAAUGGUUUCUAUAGGAACUUUGCCACCAACUGGAUGACCAGGGCAACCAUUGUGGCCGGGACGGCGGGUCAGCAAUAUGUGGAUAAUAUUUUCGAGAACUACGAAAACGAUUACGAGCUGCUGACCGUCAAUAAUUCCAUUUUGAGCUUUGACUAUGAAAACAGGACCUUUGAAACCUGGAGCUCUAAGAUCGAUGCCCGUCACAAUUAUUGGAGCUACAACAACACUAUAUCGGUGCAGUCUCGCAUCAGAGAUAAAUCAGACGAUCCCAAGCUGUUGGAGGUCCUAGCCGUGCCCUUCCAGAUGAACAACGAGACCAUCCUGGACGGAAAAUGUCCCCCAGGUUGGGCCCUGGUCCAUGACACCUGCUUUAUCUAUGUGGGAGCUCCCAUGACAUUCCACGAAGCCCGAGACUUCUGUCGCUCGGAGAACUCCACCAUGCCUUUCAUACGCACCGAUAAGACAACGCUGUGGAAGUAUCUGCAGAGCCAGAUGAGGCACUUGAAGUACCCAGAUAAGGUGUGGAUCCAGGACUAUAAUCACAUCGAGCGCUGCACGAGCUUCGUGUUUGGAGAAGUCGAGCUGGAGGAUUGCGGCAAGGAGCGCGGUUUCAUAUGCGAAAUGGAUCCCAGGGUUAUCAUUGAUCCCUUAUCCUGGCGCGCAGACAUCUUUGCCAUCAGUAUUAUCUCAGCCUUCGUCCUUGCCAUUAUCCUGCUGAUCCUGGUGGCCUUCUGCUGGUUCGCCAAGUCAAAGCACCGCCAUGUCCAACGACUCCAGCGUAGGAACAGCAUUCGCCAAAGCUUGCGCAGCCUGAACAGCAUCGAUCCACAGGGUUCCCUUCGCCGCAGGCCCAAUUAUAACAUGUCCAGCAAUGGAACGUUGUCGAAGAGUCAGGACUACAAGCAGAUGGUGGCCAAUGGGUCCAUCGAUUCGAUGGACAAAAGUGUGCUCAGCUCGGAGGCUGGCAGCUUCGAGGGCUACGAGCAGAAGCCCCACUACAACGAGUAUGUGAAUCAGAACGCCCUGCGACCAGUGCAGCCGUCAGGCCAGGAUCACCAGAGUCACAAGGUGGCCACCAUUUCCAAGGCGAGUGGCCACCGGGCGAGAGCUGCCGCCGCGGCGGCGGCCGCCUUGGAGCCCGACGCCUUCGAGCUGAGCUACCGGAACGAGGGAUUCCGGGACAACUCCACCUACGGCGGCGGCACUCGAGCCAACUCCAUUAGCACCAGUGUGGCCGAGGACACGCCGAUCAUACACCACACCGACCAGGAGGUCGACGAGGGUGGCUCCGACUACUACGGCAACGCCAGCACCCUGCCCCUGCGCACCGAGGGCGGCGGUGGCAGCACCCCGGGCGGAAGGCGCGGCCAGCCGGGUCUGGCCUUCCUCAGCGAACUCAAGCAGAAUCUACCCGAGUACCAGAGGAGCUCGCACAGCAGCUUCAUGCCGCACCGCAGCAGCGGCGACUCACUGCCCUUCGAUCAAAAGCUCGACCAGUUCAACUACUCCACCGAGUCAUCACUGUACCGCCCAGCGCCCGCUGUCCCUGCCAGUAGUCAGCAGGCCACGCCGGCGGACAUGCGGCGUCCGGACUCAUACUACACUGCCGUGCGGAGUAGCAAGGCUCCAGUCUCCCACUACCGGACCCCGAGGCCCCUGGCCCAGCCGCCGGCCACCCCAAACGUGGCGCAUGGGCGACCCAAGACGGUCUACCAGACGGGGUCCGCGGAGUCCUCGCCGACGACGCCCUCACCGCUGACCAAUCCGUAUCAUCGCUCCAAGUCGGAGGCCCUGCUCGAGACGGACUUCGAUGGGGAUGGUGGAUCGGGGGGUCUGCAGCCCCUGCAAGCCAACGGGCGCAGCCACAGUCAGCCCCUGGAGACGGCCAUGUGAGGAGUCGUCAUCCAUUGCAUACUCCAAAUUAGCCCUCACCAUCCGCUCCUUGCGAGACUGACAAGAAUCUGAAUUACUCGCAACUACCCUUUGGGUAAAUCAAGCUAUUGAUCACAUCACUUGAAAGAGAAGACCCUAAGUUGUUCUUUUAGUUUCUAAGGCUUUAAAUACGUUUUUUGUCAGUUUCGUUGGGGUCACCACCACCACAGCUUCGUAGUUUUAGUUUGCCUUUAGAGUAUACUUUUUAAAAUCGAGAUUACGAUUGAGAGAGACCAAGAGAGACGAACACGCCCGCCCGUUGUUUUUGUGUGGUAAACUUAGAUCAUUCCAUCCAUUAGCCCUAAGAAUACGAUUAACUAUUGCCGGAUCGAACUAGUUUUAAGUUGUUGUAUAUAAACAGAAGAAUAAAUCAAAAUAAAAGUUUAAAAACA
Messenger RNA from Drosophila biarmipes, 10120 nucleotides. It is a transcript of the gene bark, whose product is annotated as protein bark beetle. Gene Ontology annotation, cellular component: membrane. The record is from RefSeq and is a predicted model, not a curated record. Lineage: Eukaryota; Metazoa; Arthropoda; Insecta; Diptera; Drosophilidae. The transcript has 13 exons. Bases 321 to 9689 code for a protein of 3122 amino acids.